CACUCGCGACGACUCCGAGCGAAACCGAAACUUUCAUUAGCCUGAUUGUAUAGGCGUAAACGCCGCCAACGAACUUGUUCAUUAGCGACUUAAACUUGGACCCGAACAAGCUUCCGCUUCGAGAACCACUUUCGGUUCAUAGUAGAUGGCAUGUAUGCCAAACAUUAUGAAAUUUUCGGGGAAAAUUCAAGGAAAUCGCGUAAAUAAUUUGAUUAAACGUCUAAUACAUAAGGUUAUCGCGUAGCAGCUGCGUUUGUCGGUGCACGCGUUCGACCAAAUAUUACAGCGAUGUUUCUACCGGCUGAUUAACUCGUAAAUUGCGCGAAAUGAAAUUUCCUCCUAACUCGACGAUAUUUUGCGCAUCCUGACGCGCGAAAAAGAACAGAGUAAAACAAACUCGUUCCACGUAACGCAACUUUACUCUCGACUAUGAAAUCGCUCGAACGACGGCAUUAAUUAUUUCUAUUCGCGCCAUUAGCUGAUUAAGCGGGACAAUCGUCGAGGGAGGUUGGAAAAGGUGUGUCCUUUAACGUUAAGGAUUACCGAAUGUCUCGUUCGUUGCCGCGGAACUGCGUCGCUCGAUUCGAAAAUCCCUAUAUAGAAAUAUUACCUUAUAUUUGUUCGGAGAGCGAUAGUAAAGUUUUUUUCGCGAAAGUCAACGGGAAAGGCAAAGUCUCGAUUUCGGAAAUUUCAUCCUGCUCGACUCGAACUAUAGCGAGGCGCUAGGACGAUAGCGCUAUCGAAUCAGCGAGGAAGAUUCGAAUCGAAGGAAAGAAGCCGCGUUAAAGAAAGUAGCGUAGAGCGCGAAACGAUCGAAAGGAAAGGCGAAGCUCGUUAAAACACCCACGCUCUAAGAAGAACCGUGUAUGGAGCGUGUACGGAGCGUGUAGAGAGGCGACAUGCGCGUGCCACGAGGCUCGGCGUCGCGCCGCCUCCCGUCGUCUCCCGUCGUCCCCCAUCGCGCGUCGCGUCCACCGGAACAGGGAGAGUGCGCGUUCCUGAUCAGUAGCACACUUUCGUCGUGACGAGGAAAGUGAACGAGCGCGUCGCGUCGCGUCCUUUGCUCGGAGGUUCGUUCGCGUUGCUUCGCGAGAAGGAAAGCCGAGGGGAGAUCCGGCCAGGAGAGAAGUCGCCGGGAGAAAGGGAGAAACCUAGCCAAAGCCAACCGAGCUGUCGUUGUUUUUUUCGAAGAAAUCGCGCCGAAGGAUCGAAUCGUCCGAGAAAGCGGCGACGAUGAAUUACCGGACUUCCUCGUAAAAAUAUCUUCUGUUCUGUCCGAUCUGGCUACCGUCUACGUUUUACGAUCGAUCCCGAGGGUAGCAUCGCUGGACGAGCCGAAGGAUGAUCGAGAGAGUCGCGUGUCGACACCGUUGUUCCUUUCCGAGGGGAGGAUCGCGUCGGAUGAAUCACUGAACGGGCCGUGACGUUUCCACCGAAAGGGGAGAGACGAUCGAACCCUAAAGGCUUUGUUCCGAGUUUGCGGUAUGUUUUCGACACCGCGUGCCGAUCUACCGAAUAGAGGUCGUCCGGAAAGAGCCGCGAUGAGCGGACGCAACGAGAACGGCAUAUCCCUGACGACGCCUCCGGCGAUUCACGUUGGUCCUAUAGUGAAUCCGGGCACCAACGAGACGAUCUCGAUCGUGAUACCGUUAUCGGCGCAGUUAGCCACGGUCACCAGUCAGAAGAUCGAAAAGUCCUGCAAGGACUGUCGGAAAGACUCGAAACGGCCGGCGAGCAACAACAAUCGUCCGCGGAACGACGCGAGCAAGGGUUGCCCGUAUCCCGGUUGCAUCAGGUACGGCAGGGCAUUCUCCAGGGCCCACGACCUCAAGCGACACAUAGCCCGUCACGAGAUGAGGAAGGAGAAGCUGUCCGAUUACGAGAACGCGGGCAAACAACGGCAACGGAACGAUAGCGAAAUAGUUGCCGACGAGGAAGCCAAUUCCAAGUCCUACCGUUGCACGCGCUGCAACAACAAGUACGCCAGCGAGUCGAAGCUAAAGGCUCGCGCGAGCUCGCACGAAAAGGCGACGAGCAAGAACGCGUGUACCCUUUGCGGAGCGUGUUCGCGCGACGAAGAGCAGCUGAAGCAGCACGCUGCGUUGGACGGUCAGCCGGAGAAGGGCGAAGCACCGAGGAACGAGCAAGCGGACAAGGAGGACGACUUCCUGUUGGAAGAGAUGCUGCUACUGAAAAAAACUCCGAGAAGAAUACUCGAAAACUCGAAGAGCAGCUCGAACGGAGGAUCCAAGAUCAGAUGCGAUUAUUGUUCCAAGACGUUCAAGACCAAGUGGACGCUCAGUUCGCACGUAGCGGCUCACGAGGGUCGGUUUCAGUUCGAUUGCGGGCAAUGCGGCAAGAAAUUCGUCCGAAAGAGUCAUUACGAGGGUCACGUCAGGUCCCACGAAGCUGCGAGACCGUACGUCUGUGAACAGUGCGGGAAGACGUUCAAGGAACUGAAGCACAGAAGGGAACACGCGAAAAGGAAACAUCCGAGUAAUCAGAACGCUAUACAGACGCUUCUGGACAGCAUCGGCCCUUGCGGAUCCGAGGAACUGCCGGUCGAUCAGACCAAGUUCACGCUUCUGAUGCCGGUGAAUUUUUCGGUGUGAAACUCUCCCCUAUGUGCCUCGCGCUACACGAGAAGGGCCGUCCAUAUUUUCGAAGGAUAAGGCCCAGCCUGAAACCUACUUAGUUGCGUCGGUUUCGAAUGUACUUUUUAAAUUCGGUAAACUUCUCGAGUUUCUAAUGCUCCUACGUAAAAACAGGGUUUGUAAGAUUUUAACUAGGUCAUCGAUUUACUAGACUAGACGAUGAACUGUUUUAUAACGGACAGACCAAAGAGUUUUUCGCUAUGAUACGACGCAAAAUUCAUAAUGUACACUUGACGUUGCAAGACCGAAUCGAUAUGCUCGAAAGAAACUCCGAUACAACAAGAUAUAUAUAUAUACAAUGUGUGUGCGUGUGCGUAUAUAAUUUUUAACAACAAACUUUUAGACCAUUCCUGUAAAAGUUUCGUGUUCUUUGUCCAAAACGACGACGACGACGACAUUGAAUGACGGGUACAGUUAUACGAUGUAUAUACGCGAACGCGCUAAUAAAUCUACCGAGAGAGAUCUUGGUUAUUUUCCAUAAAAUAAAUAAACUGUUGAACGAUAGGAUCGUCGUUCACACCCUGUAGCCGUUCGUGAAACGAGAAUCGAAAGACCGUCUCGAUCGGAGGGAUGUUUUGUUUCGCCUUGUUUGACGUUUGAACUUUUAUGAAAUUUUUUACGCGAAGAUAACGAUUUUAUUUAGCGGCAAAUGCGCUAAUAUGCAACGAACGAGGCACGAUUAAAUGGUCCAACCACGGAGCUCGCGCUAGGAGCGAAAUUGAAAUUUCGUCCCUCGAAAGGAGAGUUCUCUUAGUCUCCUUCGAUCUUUCCAUAAAUGAUUCGAAAUGAACGCGAACAAGCGACAAAAGUUGCCGGCCACGAGAUGCGAACAGCGAGAGAAAUCGCUCGAGGAUUUGUCGCUGGUGAAAGAGGAGCGAGCCUACGCGUUGGAUACGCUUCCGGCGGAAGUGUUGGAAAUGAUACUACGGCUGUUGCCUCUUCGCGACGUGGCCGCUUCUGUACGAUUGGUUUCCAGGUGAUUUACUCGUUCAGCGGCAUCGUCGCGCGUGCGAAUCUCUCGA
Megachile rotundata (alfalfa leafcutting bee) is the source of this 3676-nucleotide messenger RNA. RefSeq lists its product as uncharacterized. The record is from RefSeq and is a predicted model, not a curated record. NCBI's taxonomy places the organism in Eukaryota, Metazoa, Arthropoda, Insecta, Hymenoptera, Megachilidae.